Molecule: messenger RNA, 996 nt
Organism: Monomorium pharaonis (pharaoh ant)
Lineage: Eukaryota; Metazoa; Arthropoda; Insecta; Hymenoptera; Formicidae
Exons: 3
Coding region: 1-657 (218 amino acids)
Source: RefSeq, a predicted model, not a curated record
AUGGUUACCAACGAUUUAGUAUCGGAUUGCGCCGCGGGGUGGGGAGGGGUACGACGGAUCCAUCAACGUCCGCGCGAAUCGGGAGACACGACGGAUCUCCGCGAUCGGCGUGCACCGCGCCGUACGUCGUACAAUGAGGACGGAGUGAGAUAUGCGCGUGAGAAGAUCGGCGAGGACGUUGACGACGACGACGACGACGGCGGCGGCGGCGGUGACGACAAGGAAAGCGACGAGGAGAAGGAGGAGGACGACGAAGCGUCAACGGAUCAUCUCUUGACGUUCCUCGCGCCGGCGUCUCUUGUUCGCACCAGGUCGGCGGGCCAGACCACCGCCACCACCGUUCGCGCCGUUUGCGAUGCCGAUUCCCGCGGGCGACGCAACGACGACGACGACGACGACGAUCAUCACGAUCGCCCACGGCCGCUGCAGCAGCCGCGGCGACACGGCGACGACGCGGUGAUACGGCGAUCGGCGAGUACCGGAUAUCACGACGACGACGACGACGACGUCGUUCACGCGAGCGGUGGGACCUCUCCCACGGUGGAUCGCGGCCGGAUCGUUCCUGAGACCACCGCAGGUAACGGUGCACUUCCUGGUGCCCCCCUCCAUGCGCGAGAACGAGAAUUCCUACUGUGGUUCGUUUACUAUGAAUUGUAAUCUAACGGACGCAAGAAGUUGGAACAACCAGCCCUUAGAAUUUUGUGUUUUGAUUGGUGAUCACUUUAUAACUUGUAAUAUAACAAAUAAUGCACACAUUUAACAGUGCUUGACUCAUAAGUUCAAUUUUUGUUUAAUCUUUUUGUUUUAUAAUCUAACGUGCAUAUAAAUAUGAGUAAUAUAUAUAAUACAAAUAAGUUAAAUAUUGAACUAAUAUGUGAAUAAUAAAAGAAGUGCUCCUUUUUGGUCAAGAUAGAUCUUGGUGCUUGAUAGUAUUUUUGUAUCAAUUAUUUAAUACGUUUUUUAGUUUUUGAUAUAAAUGACACGAUAUGUGCGAUU